This is a messenger RNA of Ostrea edulis (European flat oyster), 1719 nucleotides long. RefSeq lists its product as uncharacterized. The coding region runs from base 277 to 1629 and encodes 450 amino acids. The transcript has 12 exons. The record is from RefSeq and is a predicted model, not a curated record. NCBI's taxonomy places the organism in Eukaryota, Metazoa, Mollusca, Bivalvia, Ostreida, Ostreidae.
GAGUUAAAUUCAGCCAGUUUCGGUUUGUACAUAACGCAUGUCACAAUCGGUUUAUCAUAGAUCGAUCCAUUUUCUCAGUUUCCAUUUAAAUAAAUCACCUGCACAAGCUAGGCGGCGCUUCCGGGCUAUUCGUGGAAUUUUAAGGUUUGGCGAAUGCCGAUAUUGUACAUGUACAAAAGAGGAAUUUGGUGAUUAUCAGAAAAGCAUAAAAUUUGGAUUUCCAUACGAACUCGAACGUUACCUGGAGAUUUAGUUACUUGUCCACAAACAAGAAAAAUGGACCCGUAUCCCUUCCUAUCCAUUUUUCUUCAUGUGAGCAUUUUGGUAAAAGAGAUAUAUCCGAAAGCACUAACAUGUCCAGCGACCAUACCAACUGUGACGUACGUUGGAAAAUGCCCCUCUAAUGAGAAGGAAUGGAAAAUAGCGGCUGAGGAGAAAAGGUGCGAUAAACUGGCGAAAUAUCAGAACUGCUCGUCUCCAGAAGAUUUCGUCUACCACUGUAUAUUAAACAAAGAAGCAACAAAGCUUAUAGAAGUUUGUGCUCCAACAUGGUAUAUGUCAGGUUACUGUGCACGCUUCAGCAUUACAGAUGAGAGAAUUGUCAAUCAGCCAGGGCUGGACUGUACACAGUUUAAUCCUCCCUGUCCUACAAGAUUUCUGUCCAAUUCAUCUGCUAAGUAUCAGACGUGUUACAGCAAAAUAUCAUCACCAUCUCCACAAAAAUCAGCUCCACAAGGAACGAAUUCACAAGCCAGUUGCAAGUCACUAAUUGCAUUAAUUGUCGUCGUUUGCAUAGUGAUCCUAAUUUUGGUUAUAGAGAACAUUGUGUGUGUGUUAUUAUACAAAAAGAAAUUAUUGACAAUAGAUAAAUGGUGGAAAAGAACAGCACACAGGCAAGAGAAUGCAGGAAGUCCUUCCACUCCCGAGAAAGCUGAAUUACUACCAGAAGCAUGCAGUCCUAAUACUGAGGAGACUGCAAACGCUGAAGGCGCUCAUGAUGAUCCUGGAUUAAUAUCCAUACCCAUCGAAGAAAGAAAUACCCGUAGCUCUACUAAUGAAGCAGAUGAAAAAGAAAAUACAAAGAGAUUGGCGGAUGAAGCUAAAGAUGAAAAAAUGGAUUUCAAAAGACUGUCGGGAAAAAGUGGACAAUGUAGUAUCAAGAAUUUGAAAACAAUUUCGGACUUGAAAGAGAACUUGUCCAAAAUAUUUAAGGUAGACACAAACUCACUCUGGAUAGUUGAAAAAGAAAUGGGAGUUAUCUAUGAUGAUGACAGAGAUUUUGCGGAUUUGAAAAAGCACCAAAAUACCAUAGAAGUAGUUAUUGGAAACUCCGACAGAACUGUACAAGAGCCCGAAUGUGACGUCAUAUCCAAGAAGUCUAUAUUUUCCAGAAGAUGCGAAAUGAACUGCGCUCAUCUAACAACUCCUGAUACCCUCUUUGCCCACACUAGAAGCUCGUUGAAGUCUGGGAGUGUAAGCGUGCAAUGUCCAGAGUGUAAAGGAAAGUGGGGAAUGGAAGAACUUAUUGAGAAGUGCGCUAUGUCAGACGACGAAACAAUAUUUUUCACGCAGCUAGUUAAAUUGAAUAAAGCGACCAAGGAGAUGGUCGAUAAACGGCGACACGUAUAACCAAUCUGACUUUUUCUCGAUUUUACAUUUGAUCAAAAUAUUUGAAAUAAGAUGAAUGAUACCUGUUCAUUAAACACAUUUUUUCUUGUU